UUCUUUUGCGAUAUUGACAUCGUACGACCAGCUAUUCGAAACAAAAAUUUCCGUCCGCAAGUCUAGACAGCUGAAAAACAAAACAAGAAAUAAUUAAACAAAUUUUUAUUUGAAAAUAAAAAUGAUUUCCAAAGUUCGUCAACCUUUCCUGUUUUCGAUACAAAUUUCUCGAUACUUCAGUCGUUCACCUGUGUAUCCAUCGGCAGUGAAUUCGUACAGCCCCUCUCACGGUGGCCAGAGAACGCCAAACAACGAACAUCACUAUUAUAAAACAACAAUACCGAUAAACGAACAAAAACAACAACAACAAUGCAAAUGUAAUAGCAAUGGCACAAUCCAAACAGCAACAGCUGAUGGUAAAGACACGCCAGCUGCUGCUGCUGCCUCUAUUGCCUCAAUGCGAAAUGCCUGUCAUGGUCUCCAUGACGUCACAACUAAUGUCGUACAAAGCGGGGUUCCCUCAUCAAUGUCGACGUUAGCAACAGCAACCCCACCAGUUUGCAGCUGUAUGGGAAUGCGCAGUGGCCAAGCAAAUGAGAAUCAUACGACGGCUACAACAAACACAGCCAACACCACCACCACGACGACGACUACCAUUGAAUAUGAGUUGACGAACGGCAUUGCAAAGCUCUCAAAAAUCAGUACCAGUCGAGUAGCCGCCGAGCAACCAUCAAACGCAAACGCCGCUUCAGCAAACGUACCGAAAGCCGAAUCUCAAUCGCGACUUAAUUGUGAUACGGUGCAAAGUCAGGAAGAGACCACAUCCAAAGUACCUCUACUUUCCCAAGCGGAUCUGGACGAUUUGAUGCGAAAUGUCAGUGCAAUAAACGCCGUCAAUCGAACAUUACGUCAUACAUUCUCUAACCAACAAGGACACCUUCUCCACCAUCAGCAGCAGCAGCAACAACACCAGCUAUCAGCCUUGUCCAAUUUGCAACAACGUUCAAAUAUUCACAUGGAUUUUUCAAGCAUGAACGGUUCCAGCAACAAUAGUCCCCUAAAAAAGGUUCCCCGAGAUCGCCUUGGUCUGUGGGGUGCUGGUGGCGACAAUGAUGUACCCGGCAACGUUUCCGGCUUACAACGUUUGCAACAGAAGAAAUACAACAAGGGUUUGGCCUUCAGCCUCGAAGAACGUCAAGUACUCGGUAUCCAAGGACUUUUACCAGUCCGUGUUAAAACCGAAGAAGAACAGGUGGAACACUCGCUACUAUUGCUGGACAGAUUGGAAAAUGAUUUGGACAAAUAUAUGUAUUUGAAUACCUUGGCCGAACGCAAUGAACGCCUAUUCUACAAAGUAUUAUCGUCUGAUGUGGCCAAAAUGAUGCCAUUGGUUUAUACCCCGACCGUGGGUUUGGCUUGUCAGAAAUUCAGUUUAAUCUUCCAAUAUCCAAAGGGCAUGUACAUUAACAUCAACGACAAGGGACAUGUCUAUGAAGUGUUGAGGAAUUGGCCAGAAACAGAUAUCCGCGCCAUUGUUGUCACCGAUGGCGAACGCAUUUUGGGUUUGGGUGAUUUAGGUGCCAACGGCAUGGGCAUUCCUGUGGGCAAGUUAUCAUUGUACACUGCUUUGGCUGGCAUCAAGCCCAGUCAAUGCCUGCCCAUUACCUUGGAUGUUGGCACCAACACCGAAAGCAUUCUCAACGAUCCCCUCUACAUUGGUUUACGUCAGAAACGUGUUACCGGCCAAGAGUAUGACGAAUUCAUCGAUGAAUUCAUGAAUGCCGUCGUUCGUCGUUUCGGCCAGAAUUGUCUCAUUCAAUUCGAAGAUUUUGCCAAUGCCAAUGCUUUCCGCCUUCUGAAGAAAUAUCGCGAUGGCUUCUGUACCUUUAAUGAUGACAUCCAGGGCACCGCUUCUGUAGCCGUAGCUGGUCUGCUAGCCUCACUGAAAAUCAAGAACACUCAACUGAAAGAGAACAAGAUACUCUUCUUUGGUGCUGGUGAAGCUGCUUUGGGUAUUGCCAAUCUUUGUCUGAUGGCUCUGAUGAAGGAGGGUUUGAGUGAAGCCGAGGCUAAAGAACGCAUUUGGAUGGUUGAUAGUAAGGGUCUGAUUGUAAAGGACCGUCCCGCCGGUGGUCUCACUGAACACAAAUUACAUUUUGCCCAGGAUCAUGCACCCAUUAACUCCUUAGCUGAAGCCGUCGAGACGCUACAACCAUCCGUACUCAUUGGUGCCGCCGCAAUUGGUGGAGCCUUCACAAAGGAAAUCCUUGAGAAAAUGGCCGAAUAUAAUGAUGUUCCAAUCAUUUUCGCUUUGUCGAAUCCCACCAGCAAGGCGGAGUGCACCGCUGAAGAGGCCUACAAAUACACAAACGGCAAAUGCAUCUUUGCUUCGGGUUCACCAUUCGACCCCGUCGAAUAUAAUGGCAAGACAUUCUAUCCCGGUCAGGGUAAUAAUUCGUACAUAUUCCCUGGCGUUGCAUUGGGUGUUCUCUGUGCCGGUAUGUUGACCAUACCGGAAGAAGUGUUCCUGAUGUCAGCUGAACGUCUGGCAGACCUCUGCGAGCCAGAAGAUUUGGAGCGAGGAAGUUUGUAUCCACCCUUGAAGAAAAUUACCGAAUGUUCGGUGGAAAUUGCAGCCUACAUUAUGGAAUAUGCCUACAAGAAUGGUUUGGCUACUGUCCGUCCCGAGCCCGAUGAUAAGAGAGAAUUCAUAAAAUCGCAAAUGUAUGACUUACAUUACUCAUCGGCCAUACCAGAGGUCUACUCAUGGAAUCACAAGCUAUAAAUCAACCAUUCAUUAAGCCAAGCAUGAAUCGGAAUGUACAAAAGAAACCGUUAAUAGUUAUUAAUCAUCAUAUCGGAUAUAUUAAAUAGCCACACUACAAAUAACCGAACCGUUACCCUGUACAUGAAAGUUACUCGACUUGCAGUGCCGCCCCCUAACCCACUCAUUUGUCAGAUCACAUAAAUUAAAACCUACAAAUGUCCACUUUAUUUUGUAAUGUAACUCUAAUUAUUCUUAUUCUUCUACUUCUAUUUCUUCUUAAUCUUAGUAUUGUUUUUUACCAUUCCAUUGAUAUUUUAAAUGUAUUUCUAUUGGAUAAUAAUUAUUGAUUGUUUGUAUUUGUAAAUUAUUUUCGCAGAAUAGAAUUCGCAAUGCCACUAUCUCUUCAUCCACCCGCACUCUCAUCUAUGCGAACCAGAGUGGUCUCAUUGAUCAGCUAGUAGUAUGGCAAUCAUUGCCAAUUUUCAUUCAAAUUAUUUACCGUUACAGUCGUUGAUGCUGCAGGAUUCCAUUUGAAACUGGACCCGGCAUGCUUGCGGCUGUAUACGAUUUUGUUGUUUUAGUUUUUAUUAUGUAAUUUUUAAUCCAAAACAAACGAGGGAAUUUUGUUGAUAUUAUAUAAUUUAUUAGAAUGAAAGAAAUAAAUGAUACAUUUUAAAAAUUAUACAUAAAAAGGAAUAAAAAUAUUUAAAAAACAUUA
This is a messenger RNA of Musca domestica (house fly), 3425 nucleotides long. Its product is annotated as NADP-dependent malic enzyme. The coding region runs from base 122 to 2725 and encodes 867 amino acids. NCBI's taxonomy places the organism in Eukaryota, Metazoa, Arthropoda, Insecta, Diptera, Muscidae. Gene Ontology annotation, molecular function: malate dehydrogenase (decarboxylating) (NADP+) activity; NAD binding; malate dehydrogenase (decarboxylating) (NAD+) activity. The record is from RefSeq and is a predicted model, not a curated record. Gene Ontology annotation, biological process: malate metabolic process; pyruvate metabolic process. The transcript has 5 exons. Gene Ontology annotation, cellular component: mitochondrion.